AUGGAGGAGGUGGAGGCCGAGGCGGCGCCCAAGGCGGCGGUGGUUUUUUUUGCUGUACUUGCAAACGACAACCAGGAGCUCAAGAGCGACCUCAAGGACCUGCCCGUUUCUUCCGCAUGGAUGGGAGUCACAACCUCAUCCCCUUCCCUCCGCUCCGCACAGGCCGUCCGCCUUCGCCGCACAAAGCAGCGCUGCAGCACCCGUUGCACACCCCCGGGUCUCCAUCUGACCGCAGUAAAUUAUUUUGGUUUUUGCUUUCAACUCAGCAAAAGCCAGAUGGAUGUUGCCGGGAGCAGGAAGGCUGUUGUGAUCCACGUCCCGUACUGCCUGCGCAAGGCCUUCAGGAAGAUCCACGUCAGGCUCGUCAGGGAGCUUGAGAAGAAAUUCAGCGGCAAGCUACUGCAUAAGCUAGGACGAGGAAAUGGAUUUAGAUGCCGUGUGGGACUCUUGCAUAAAAUUGAUGGAUCAUUCCCACAGUUGUUGCAUCUUGCAUCCCUUUCUGUAAUUUUGACAUGUAUUUGUAGAUAUUUCAAAAACUCGACUGGUAAUUUGCCUAUUCUGAACCAACUAGUGUGCUCCAUUCCGCUGGGUUCUUGGGUUCCGAAAAUUGGUGAUCCUAACAGUCGUCCAUUGGCUAUGUUGCGACCUAAUGCAUCACUUAGCUCUGCCCUUAACAUGUUGGUUCAAGCUAGAGUAAGCUCAAUACCAAUCGUGGAUGAAAAUGACGCCCUGCUUGACACUUACUCUAGAAGUGACAUCACAGCCCUAGCAAAAGACAAGGUCUACACACAUGUUCGGCUGGAUGAGAUGACCAUUCAUCAGGCUUUGCAGCUUGGACAAGAUGCCAAUACACCUUUUGGAAUUUUUAACGGUCAGAGAUGCCAGAUGUGCCUCCGAUCUGAUCCUUUGCUGAAGGUGAUGGAGCGACUGGCUAAUCCUGGGGUGCGGCGGGUGUUCAUUGUGGAAGCUGGGAGCAAACGUGUGGAGGGCAUUAUAUCACUGAGUGAUAUUUUCAAGUUCUUGCUAAGCUUGUGA
Molecule: messenger RNA, 1035 nt
Organism: Miscanthus lutarioriparius
Lineage: Eukaryota; Viridiplantae; Streptophyta; Magnoliopsida; Poales; Poaceae
Source: the annotation of a GenBank genome assembly